CAGAUCAGUACUAAUCAACGAUCUGAGCCGAGUGGACGCUUGUAACUGAUUGCUCUCUACAUUUCGUUACAAAAAAAUAAGCCUCAAAAACUUGUUUCAAAGCUUCAGCUUCCACAAAAAAAGGAAGAAUCAUUCAAUUAAUUCGUGUGUGAUUGAAAGGUUUUCGAUUUGGUGUGGCACUUACAGCGUGUUCUUUCUAUGGUGAAUUAACCGCCAAGAAUCAACAUUACCGAGCAACUUGUGAUAGUGCGCGAUUAAAGGCCAAGCACAGCAACGGCAAGAUUAAGUGACGGUUAAUAGCGCUGCACUUGAACUGCAUUUGCCAAUCAAAGUCGCGUGUUGCGUAAUAACUUUUGUAUUUUGCGCGCGCAAACUUUUGGGCGUGGGAUUAAAUCGCGAGUGAUUUGUUUUUUGCUGAGUUUGAAUAUUUCGGUCAACACUGAGUAUAGUCAAGUUGUCGUGAACGGGUUUUUUUUGGAAAGUUGCAGAGUUCGACAAAAAAAAUGAGUGACAAGGUUUGCCAAAAUGGAAAUGGAACGGCGGCGAAGCCUUUGACGAAUGGAAUCGCCAACGGCGUUGACGAGAAAAACGAGGAGAAAAUUGCGGGCGUUUUCUACAAUGCGAAGGAGGCAUCCUGGUACACCUACGACGUGCUGCAAGAAAUCGCGAACCACCUGCUGGCGCGAACGCAGCUACGGCCAAAAAUCGGCAUCAUUCUCGGAACCGGUCUGGGCUCGCUGGCCAACCAGCUGACCGACGCCGACUACAUCGACUACCAGACGAUUCCGCACUUUCCGGUGUCCACCGUCGAGGGCCACGUGGGCCGGCUGAUCUUCGGGUACCUGAAGGGCGUGCCGGUGAUGUGCAUGCAGGGCCGGUUCCACUACUACGAGGGAUACCCGCUGGCCAAGUGCGCCAUGCCGGUUCGGGUGAUGAAGCUGGUCGGAUGCAGCCACCUGAUUGCCACGAACGCCGCCGGUGGGCUGCACCCGGACUACAAGGUCGGGGACAUCAUGCUCAUGAAGGACCACAUCAACAUCAUGGGCUUCGCCGGCAAUAACCCCCUGCAAGGACCGAACGAUUCCCGCUUUGGACCGCGCUUCCCGAACAUGUUCAACGCGUACGACUUCAAGCUGCUGAAGAAGGCCAAGGAAAUCGGCCGGGACAUUGGCAUCGAGAACAACCUGCACGAGGGCGUGUACAUCUGUCUGGGUGGGCCCAACUUUGAAACGGUGGCCGAGCUGAAAAUGCUUCGAAUUUGGGGCGUCGACGCGGUCGGAAUGUCGACGGUGCACGAAAUCACCACCGCCGUCCACUGCGGAAUGACCUGCUUUGCGUUCAGCUUGAUCACGAACCUGUGCAUUCCGAGUUAUGACCUGGAGGAGUCACCCUGCCACGAGGAUAUUGUUGGAAUUGGCAAACGGCAAGAGAACACCUUGACCGAGCUGGUCUCGCGGAUGGCCAAACAUAUUCACAUGGAACUGAAGAAGUAAACGGUGCCGGAAAACGGGAGAAUAAGUCCGCAGAGGUCUCUUAGGAUAAGAUGGAAUUCGAUUUCACGCAUUCAGUUCAUAAUUUCGCAUUUCUCUUUUAAAAUUACGAGAUUAAAUAGGCUUAAGAUGAUAAGUUUUAAUUUCUAGAACAUUUGAAAUGUACACCCUAAUUCUAGAUGUGUUAUGAAAGUGCCGACAAAUAUACUCUAUAAAUAUGCGUUUUUACCAAUAA
This is a messenger RNA of Culex pipiens pallens (northern house mosquito), 1725 nucleotides long. Its product is annotated as purine nucleoside phosphorylase. The transcript is spliced from 3 exons. NCBI's taxonomy places the organism in Eukaryota, Metazoa, Arthropoda, Insecta, Diptera, Culicidae. Bases 504 to 1493 code for a protein of 329 amino acids. The record is from RefSeq and is a predicted model, not a curated record. Gene Ontology annotation, cellular component: cytoplasm. Gene Ontology annotation, biological process: nucleoside metabolic process. Gene Ontology annotation, molecular function: purine-nucleoside phosphorylase activity.